CACGUAUCUAUUUUUGCCAUGCGUGUAGUAUAUAUGCAUAUUUAUAGUAUUAAAACACUAAAAAUUACAAGACAAAAAAUUAAUACUCAAAAAUCUUUUUUUUUGACAGAUAAUACUCAAAAGUCCAAGUUAUGGAGUUAAGCUCCAAUGUAACGGCUACAUGGAAAAUAUGUACAAUAUGUAGCUUAAUAGGCUGUUUGAUGCUCGUCUUUCUUCUUCGCGAAAAUGACCAAAACAUGCGUCUUUUUGAAGUUGAAAGCACGGUACUAGAAAUUGGACCGACUGAGGCAAUGAGCAUAAUUGUUAAGCCUUCGGAGCCUCCGCAACCUAUAGCUAGCGUCUUUGCCGAAUUGAUCCCGUGGUCUAAGAAUGUUACUUCUAAUGCCAUAGAGAAGCCAAAGGAAGUUUAUAGAAUUGAGAAAUCAAAUGUUAUGUACGUUAAUAACAUUGUAAAACGGCCAAUGAAGAAAAGUGAGAAGAAGUGUAAUAUGUUUGAUGGGAGAUGGGUUUACAAACCGGAUCAAGAUCCGAGCUACAACGUGAUGAAUUGUCCGUUUCUUGAAGAGAAGAUGAGCUGCCAGAGAAAUGGAAGGCCUGAUUUCGAGUACGAAAAAUGGGUAUGGAAGCCUAGUGGUUGUGACAUACCAUUGCUAAACGGAACAGACAUGGUGGAACGAUUUAGAAACAAGAGGGUGAUCUUAGUAGGAGACUCACUAAACCGAAACAUGUGGGAGUCGCUAGCGUGCAUUCUCUAUUCCUCCAUACCAAAUGCUUCAUCUAAGGCCGAGGUUCAUUCUCAAAAGAAAGUAUUGAAAACGUUCUUGAAAGUAAAGGAGGACUAUAAUUUCACAGUUGAAUUUUUUUGGAGCCCAUUUCUAGUAGAACUCAACAAACACCAUGAAAGUGGCAAAAAUGUUCUUGUGCUUGAUAAAUUGUCACCUAACUCUGAGUUGUGGCCUAAAGCUGAUAUUAUGGUAUUCAACUCUGGACAUUGGUGGGCUCAAAUUGGUAAAAAGAAAGCCUGGGAAUUGUUCGAAUACAGAGGAAAGCUGGUAAAAGAUAUGCCACUACACAUAGCAUACAAACGAGCAAUGAAGACAUGGGCAAAAUGGGUCGAAAAUAUUGUUGAUCAAACAAAAACAACCGUUUUCUUUAGGAGUAUUUCGGCUGAGCACAAAUCUCCACAGUACAAUCAAUGGUGCUAUACUAAAACCUACCCCAUCAUGGAUGAGUCCUAUAAGUCGUCGUUUCCUAAAUCCUUGAUUCGUGUUACCAAGAGCGUGAUCAAAGAAAUGUCGAGCAAAUCACAGGUUAAGUACUUGGACAUUACUAAAUUGUCGCAGUAUAGAAUAGAUGCACAUCCGUCAAUCUACAGGUACAAGGACUGGCAGAUUCGAGCUCAAAAGAAUAUGUAUAAUCUUACGCGUACUGCUGAUUGUGGGCAUUGGUGCCUUCCUGGAGUACCCGAUACUUGGAAUAGAUUGUUUUAUGCUUCCCUUUUCUUUGAUGAUUCAGGGGAAAUAUCUAGUUCUUAAGAAAAUAGCUUUAUAUUGAGUAAAAAGUUGUUCAGUUGAAAACUAUUAGCACUGCCAAAGCCAAAUAUCUCCAAAGCAGUGAUUUUGGCAAUGUUUGAAUUUGUUCUUAGAAAUUGAUUUGUUUUAUUGAAUUUGAUUGAUUCAA
Messenger RNA from Chenopodium quinoa (quinoa), 1680 nucleotides. Its product is annotated as protein trichome birefringence-like 43. The transcript has 4 exons. The coding region runs from base 132 to 1535 and encodes 467 amino acids. Gene Ontology annotation, molecular function: O-acetyltransferase activity. Lineage: Eukaryota; Viridiplantae; Streptophyta; Magnoliopsida; Caryophyllales; Amaranthaceae. The record is from RefSeq and is a predicted model, not a curated record. Gene Ontology annotation, cellular component: Golgi apparatus.